Gasterosteus aculeatus aculeatus (three-spined stickleback) is the source of this 1998-nucleotide messenger RNA. RefSeq names its product ADP-ribosylserine hydrolase (gene adprs). NCBI's taxonomy places the organism in Eukaryota, Metazoa, Chordata, Actinopteri, Perciformes, Gasterosteidae. Gene Ontology annotation, cellular component: nucleus; mitochondrion. The record is from RefSeq and is a predicted model, not a curated record.
CAACAACAGCAAAACACUCCUCGUGCGUAAACCUACCGAUGUCCCAUUUUAAACUUUAACGAAAAGAACUAAUUAUAAUCCACACACGCAAAUGGUUGCACGUAUUGCAUUCGCUGCGGUAUUCGUAUAAAUGCAGAGCCCGCUCUACCCGACUCUAGAUCUACGCGCGCACUGCGCAUGCGCCGCUCGGGGUCAAACGGCCAUCGCAACGCUGUCAGGAAACAGCGCAGAGGCGGAGUUGGGUCGACCAUUUGUUAUUGUUGUUGUUAUCAUCAUCGUCGCUGUCCAUCGUCGUUCCGACCAACCGGGGGGUUUUCUCCUCAGCGUGACCUUGACGAAGUCUCUUUCCCCGGCCGAUCGAAUGGCAGCGACGGCGGUGAGAGCGGCCGCGGGGGCCCCGGCGUCUUUGUCCCGGUUCAGAGGAGCGCUGGUCGCGGCCGUGCUGGGGGAUUGUGUCGGCGGAGAGUUUGAAGGAGCGGAGGAGGUGCCCAUGGAGAGCGUGCUGCAGCACCUGAGCAACCUGGACGACGAGACCAAAGGGAACGGUAUCCUUGAGUACAGCGACGACACUGCAAUGGCGCGCUGUGUGGUCCAGUCUCUACUGACUCGCGCUGGCUUCGAUGAGCAGGACAUGGCUCGCAGGUUUGCUAAGGAGUACAGCAUGUCCCCGGGUCGUGGCUAUGGUUCUGGGGUGAUCCAGGUGUUGAAGAAGCUGUCGUCCCCUCAGCUCAGUGACGUGUACCAGCCGGCGAAGGACCAGUUCAAUGGUCGAGGGUCCUUUGGGAAUGGGGGAGCCAUGAGGGCGGCUCCCUUUGCGCUGGCUUUCCCCGAACCGGCGGAUGUUAAAAGGUGUGCAUGUCAGGGAGCCAUGCUCACCCACUCCUGCUCUCUGGGUUAUAACGGGGCAGUGCUGCAGGCGUUAGCCGUGCACCUCUCCCUGCAGGGGGCAAUAGACAAGCCCCAGCAGUUCAUCAGCAGGCUUAUCACAGAGAUGGAGGAAGUGGAGGACAACAAGGAGACGCGCAACGAUGCCAGGAUCUUAAAAGAAGCAGAGAAGCCAUUCUGCGAGCGCCUCCACAGAGUGCGAGACCUGAUGGACAGGAGCACGGUCAGCAUCGAGGAGGUCAUUUCUGAGCUGGGUAACGGCAUUGCCGCGCUCCACUCGGUCCCCACCGCCAUCUUCUGCGUUCUCCACUGCCUGCAGCCGAGAGAAUGCCUCCCGGCGAACUACGGCGGCCUGGAGAGGACAAUAGCGUACAGCCUGGCGCUGGGAGGCGACACGGACACCAUAGCCUGCAUGGCGGGGGCCAUCGCCGGGGCCCACUACGGCAUCGAGGCCAUUCCGCAGUCGUGGAUUAGGUGCUGCGAGGGGGCGGAGGACGCCGACACCGACGCAGAGUGGCUCCACGUGCUGUACUGGCGGCCCUCUCAGGGAGGCGGCGGCGGCAGCGGGACGGGGAAGCGCAGCCACGAAGACGCAUCCGGAAGCCAGUCAAACGCUUCUAACGGCACAGAGAAGAAAGCUCGACCCGAGUGAUUCUUCAACCAGAGUUUGAAACAAAAAAACAACAACAAAAAACUACUUGAAACCACGGGCACAAAAAUGACAAACUGUCAUUUAAUAAAUACCUUUUCAUUUUUCGGACUGUGUUGGUUACAUGUGAAUUUUAGAUAUUGGAUAAGCUAUCUUAACAUUGCAACGGUAUGUAAGUGAUCAAAACAGCUUAUUAUUAUUUUCUGAGACCCCAGAACAGAGAAAAAUAAAAAUGCUACAUUUUUACAGGUAACAGCAGAAUAGUAAAGCCGAAAAAUAAGGAAAGAUCAAGAAGCCAAACGGAUGACAGACUGACUGUGAAAACUCAGUGACACAUGCCGUGCCCCCCCCUCCCCCCCUGUGAUGAACUGUCCUUCGUCAUUUGAAAGCUGCAUUAUAAAUUGGCCAUGUCUUGUUUUAUCCUUUUGGUGGAUAAGUUAUUUAAUAAACUUUUUUUUAAUUCA